GAGAGCACUGCGCAGGCGCAGAAGUAUGGGACAAGGGGAGGGGGCGUCGUGCGAGAGGAGCGCGCGCGCCUGAAGAGAAGGAAAAGGCGACGAAAAGGGGGGAAGAGUAACUGCGCAGGCGCCAAACAGAGACGCGGAGGGGAGAAGAGACCGUUGGGGUCGCGCGCCUCGGAGCGGAGGGAGAGAGGCUGAAGGAGAAAACACUGCGCAGGCGCAGAACAGCGAAGCUGAGGGAGAAGGAGCGAAGCGGGCGAGGGAAGGAGCGGCGCCGAGUUCCUGAGGGGAGGAAAGGCUCCAGCCGUCGCGGAGACAUGUCGAGGAGCGGCAGCAUCAGCAGCGUUGCCGCCGCCAGCAGGAGCGCCUGUGCUGCCCGGAGGAGGCGAGGCGAGAACGGCCUGUGAGGAAGGAGAAGGAGACUGCCUUCCAUGUCCGCCGCUUGGGAUUAAGCGCGGGAAGAAGACAGCCAAUCCCCCCUCCCCUUCCCCUGCCCUCCCCGCCAUGGCGGACCGGAGCCCCCCGAACUGCCACCUCAGGCUGGAGUGGGUGUAUGGCUAUCGGGGCCACCAGUGCCGCAACAACCUCUACUACACAGCCGCCAAGGAGAUCGUAUACUUCGUGGCCGGGGUCGGGGUGGUCUACAGCCCCCGGGAGCACCGGCAGAAAUUCUACCUGGGCCACCAAGACGACAUCAUCAGUCUUGCUUUGCAUCCUGAACGAGUAUUGGUGGCAACCGGUCAAGUUGGGAAAGAGCCGUAUAUCUGUGUUUGGGACUCAUACACUGUGCAGACUAUAUCAAUAAUGAAAGACGUUCAUACACAUGGUAUAGCUUGCCUGGCAUUUGAUGUAGAUGGUCAGCGUUUGCUUUCAGUUGGUUUGGAUUCAAAAAAUACAAUCUGUGUAUGGGACUGGAGAAAAGGAAAAUUGUUAUCUAUGGCUCCUGGUCAUACAGACAGGAUAUUUGAUAUUUCCUGGGACUUGUACCAACCAAACAAACUUGUCAGCUGUGGUGUAAAACACAUUAAGUUCUGGAAUUUAUGCGGCAAUUCAUUGACACCAAAACGUGGAGUUUUUGGUAAAACUGGUGAUCUCCAAACUAUAUUGUGCCUCGCUUGUGCAAGAGAUGAAGUAACAUAUUCUGGUGCACUUAAUGGAGAUAUAUAUGUAUGGAAAGGGAUCAACCUUAUAAGGACCAUACAGGGAGCACAUGCUGCAGGAAUUUUCAGCAUGAAUGCAUGUGAAGAAGGCUUUGCCACAGGUGGCAGAGAUGGCUGUGUUCGGCUUUGGGAUUUAAAUUUUAAACCAAUUACUGUGAUUGAUCUCAGGGAAACAGACCAGGGAUAUAAAGGUCUGUCUGUGAGAAGUGUUUGCUGGCGAGGAGAUCAUAUCCUAGUUGGAACACAAGACAGUGAAAUUUUUGAGAUUGUGGUGCAUGAACGCAAUAAGCCUUUUCUCAUUAUGCAAGGGCACUGUGAAGGGGAGCUUUGGGCCCUGGCAGUUCAUCCUACAAAACCAUUAGCCAUAACUGGAAGUGAUGAUCGAUCGGUCAGAAUAUGGAGCCUUAUAGACCAUGCAUUGAUUGCACGGUGCAAUAUGGAGGAACCAAUUCGUUGUGCAGCUGUUAGCAUGGAUGGAAUUCAUCUUGCCCUUGGAAUGAAAGAUGGCUCUUUCACAGUACUUAGAGUUAGAGACAUGACAGAAGUUGUUCAUAUUAAAGAUAGAAAAGAAGCUAUCCAUGAAUUAAAAUAUUCACCAGAUGGAAAUUUCCUUUCAGUUGGUUCCAAUGAUAAUUCUGUUGAUAUUUAUGGUGUUGUUCAGCGGUACAAAAAAGUUGGAGAGUGUAUUGGAUCCACAAGCUUCAUAACACAUAUGGACUGGUCACUGGAUAGUAAAUAUUUGCAGAUCAAUGAUGGCAGUGGAAAAAGACUUUUUUACAGGAUGCCUGGUGGAAAAGAAGUUACAAAUAAGGAAGAGUUAAAAGGAGUCCAGUGGGCUUCAUGGACUUCAAUUUCGGGGUUUGAAGUUAAUGGAAUAUGGCCUAAAUAUUCAGAGAUCAGUGAUAUUAAUUCUGUAGAUGCAAAUUUUAUGGGCCAAGUUCUGGUGACAGCUGAUGACUAUGGAAUAGUAAAGCUGUUUCGGUAUCCUUGUCUAAGAAAAGGUGCAAAAUUUAAAAAAUACCUUGGUCAUUCAGCACACGUUACAAAUGUCAGAUGGUCACAUGAUUAUCAGUGGGUAAUUUCUAUUGGUGGAGCAGACCAUUCAGUUUUCCAGUGGAAGUUUGUUCCCGAAAGGAAGCUAAAGGAUGCUCUACACAUAGCACCACAAGAAAGCCUGGUUGACUCCAAUAGUGAAGAAUCCGAUUCUGAUCAAUCUGACGUUCCAGAGCUGGACUCUGAAAUUGAACAAGAGACACAGAUGACAUACCGUCGACAGGUUUACAAAGAAGAUCUACCUCAGCUUAAAGAGCAGUGCAAAGAAAAACGAAAAACUGCAGCCUCAAAAAGAAGAGAACGGGCUCCAAUCAAUAGCAUAAGGUUGCACUUUGUCCAUGGUUACAGGGGCUAUGACUGUCGAAGUAAUUUAUUUUACACUCAGACUGGAGAAAUUGUGUACCAUGUUGCAGCAGUGGGUGUAGUGUACAAUCGGCAACAAAACACACAGCGCUUUUAUUUGGGUCAUGAUGAUGACAUCUUGUGUCUUGCUAUUCAUCCCUUAAAGGACUAUGUGGCAACAGGCCAGGUUGGUCGGGAUUGUUCAAUCCAUAUUUGGGAUACAGAGACCAUCAAACCACUAUCAGUUUUAAAGGGCUAUCACCAAUAUGGUGUUUGUGCUGUUGAUUUCUCAGCGGAUGGCAAAAGAUUAACUUCAGUUGGAAUAGAUGACAAUCAUACUAUUGUUCUUUGGGACUGGAAAAAAGGAGAAAAACUUUCAGCAGCAAGGGGGAGCAAAGACAAGAUCUUUGUGGUUAAGGUUAAUCCCUACAUGCCUGAUAAACUCAUUACAGCUGGAAUAAAGCACAUAAAAUUCUGGCGAAGAGCAGGAGGUGGACUAAUUGGGAAAAAGGGCUAUGUGGGUCCAAUGGGGAAGAUUGAGACAAUGAUGUGUGCGGUUUAUGGCUGGACAGAAGAAAUGGCAUUCUCUGGUACUUCAACUGGGGAUGUGUGUAUAUGGAGAGAUCUGUUCCUCAUAAAAACUGUAAAAGCACAUGAUGGCCCUGUGUUCAGUAUGCAUGCACUAGAAAAAGGAUUUGUAACAGGAGGCAAGGAUGGAAUUGUGGCUCUUUGGGAUGAUACUUUUGAACGAUGUCUUAAAACAUAUGCCAUCAAAAGAGCUGCCUUAGCUCCUGGCUCCAAAGGACUCCUUUUAGAAGAUAACCCUUCUAUACGUGCCAUAUCAUUAGGACAUGGUCAUAUUUUAGUGGGUACAAAAAACGGUGAAAUACUGGAAGUCGACAAAAGUGGACCAGUAACUUUGUUGGUUCAGGGUCAUAUGGAAGGUGAAGUUUGGGGUUUAGCAACUCACCCUCAUUUACCUAUUUGUGCCACUGUAAGUGAUGAUAAAACCUUAAGAAUAUGGGAUCUGUCCCCAAGCCACUGCAUGUUAGCUGUUCGAAAACUUAAAAAAGGGGGGAGAUGCUGCUGUUUUUCUCCUGACGGAAAGGCACUGGCAGUAGGUCUCAAUGAUGGAAGUUUCUUAAUUGUAAAUUCAGACACUCUGGAGGAUCUUGUUUCUUUUCAUCACAGAAAGGAUGUUAUUUCAGAAAUACGAUUUUCUCCUGGUUCUGGAAAAUACUUAGCGGUAGCAUCAUAUGAUAGUUUUGUAGAUAUCUACAACGUAAUGAGCAGUAAACGGGUUGGUAUCUGCAAGGGAGCCUCCAGUUAUAUAACACACAUGGAUUGGGACAUACGAGGCAAGCUUUUACAACUCAACACUGGUGCUAAGGAACAGUUAUUUUUUGAAGCUCCUCGAGGGAAGAGGCAGAUUAUUCCCAGUAUGGAGGCAGAAAAGAUCUCUUGGUCAUCCUGGACAAGUGUUCUAGGCUCCUGCUGUGAAGGAAUCUGGCCAAUAAUUGGAGAAGUCACAGAUGUAACUGCUUCGUGCCUAACCAAUGAUAGUACAGUCUUGGCAACAGGAGAUGAUUUUGGAUUUGUAAAGCUUUUCCGAUAUCCUGCCAAAGGAAAAUAUGGGAAGUUUAAGAGGUAUGUGGCUCAUAGUACACAUGUAACAAAUGUUCGUUGGGCACAUGAUGACAGUUUAUUAGUCAGUGUUGGAGGUGGAGAUACAUCUUUAAUGCUGUGGACCCAUGAGAUGGAGGGCCACCGAGAAAGCAGACAGUGUGACAGCGAAGAAUCUGAUCUUGAUUCUGAAGAAGAUGGGGGAUAUGACAGUGAUGUCACAAGAGAAAACGAAAUUAAUUACACCAUCAAAGCCUUAUCAACCAACAUCAGACCUAUGUUUGGAAUCAAGCCUCAUCUGCAGCAAAAAGAACCUUCAAUUGAUGAAAGGCAAGGAGUUGUAAGACCACCAGUUAGUAGGGCAUUGCCUCAGCCUGAAAAACUUCAGACAAAUAACAUUGGGAAGAAAAAGAGACCUAUAGAGGAUCUAGUCCUGGAGCUGGUGUUUGGAUAUCGAGGUAAAGAUUGCAGAAACAAUGUGCACUACUUGAAUGAUGGUGCUGACAUAAUUUAUCACACUGCAUCCGUUGGGAUUCUGUAUAAUGUGGGAACAGGUUCUCAGUCUUUUUACCAGGAACAUAAUGAUGAUAUUUUGUGCCUCACUAUCAAUCAGCACCCCAAGUUUAUCAACAUUGUGGCAACUGGCCAAGUAGGAGACUCAGCAGAUAUGUCAGCCACAGCACCUUGUAUUCAUGUGUGGGAUGCAAUGAACAAGCAAACACUGUCUGUAUUGAGAUGUUACCAUUCAAAAGGAGUUUGUUCAGUUGGAUUUAGUGCCACUGGCAAACUCCUUCUAUCUGUGGGGCUGGAUCCUGAACAUACCAUUACCAUUUGGAAAUGGCAAGAAGGUGCCAAAAUUGCCAGCAGAGCCGGUCAUAAUCAGCGUAUUUUUGUAGCAGAAUUCAGGCCUGAUUCUGAUACACAGUUUGUUUCAGUGGGAGUAAAACACGUGAGAUUUUGGACUCUUGCUGGGAGAGCACUUCUCAGUAAAAAAGGACAGACAAGUUCAAUAGAAGAUGCACGAAUGCAGACCAUGUUGUCGGUAGCAUUUGGAGCGAACAAUUUGACAUUUACAGGUACCAUCAGUGGAGAUGUAUGUGUUUGGAAAGAGCAUAUAUUGAAUCGAAUUGUUGGCAAAGCUCACAACGGGCCUAUAUUUGCAAUGUAUACAACACUACGAGAUGGCUUAAUUGUAACAGGUGGAAAAGAGAGGCCAUCAAAAGAAGGAGGAGCAGUUAAAUUAUGGGAUCAGGAACUACGCCGGUGCCGUGCUUUCAGAUUAGAAACAGGACAGAUAAUUGAUUGUGUUCGCUCUGUAUGCAGAGGCAAAGGGAAGAUUCUUGUUGGGACAAAGAAUACUGAAAUAAUAGAAGUUGGAGAGAAAAAUGCAGCAUGUAAUCUUCUAAUUAAUGGCCAUAUGGAUGGCCCUAUCUGGGGACUGGCAACACACCCUUCUCGUGAUGUGUUUCUUUCUGCUGCGGAGGAUGGGACAGUCCGGCUUUGGGAUAUUACCGAUAAAAAGAUGGUGAACAAAGUCAAUUUGGGCCAUGCAGCACGCACUGUGUCUUAUAGUCCAGAAGGUGACAUGGUGGCUAUUGGCAUGAAAAACGGAGAAUUUAUUAUCUUGUUAGUAAACUCUCUGAAAAUUUGGGGAAAGAAGAGGGACAGAAGAUCAGCUAUCCAAGACAUCAGGUUCAGCCCAGAUUCUCAUUACUUAGCAGUUGGUUCCAGUGAAAACGCAGUGGAUUUUUAUGACUUGACAUUGGGGCCUUCCCUUAACCGAGCCAGUUACUGCAAGGACAUCCCAAGCUUUGUAAUUCAAAUGGACUUUUCAGCAGAUAGCUGUUAUCUUCAGGUAUCCACUGGAUCUUACAAAAGGCAAGUUUAUGAAGUGCCUUCUGGAAAACAACUCUUGGAUCAAACUGUGAUUGACCGAAUAACAUGGGCUACUUGGACCAGUGUUCUAGGAGAUGAAGUUAUUGGAAUCUGGUCCAGGCAUGCUGAGAAAGCUGAUGUGAAUUGUGCCUGUGUUUCCCAUUCGGGAAUCAGCCUUGUAACAGGCGAUGACUUUGGCAUGGUCAAGCUGUUCGAUUUCCCUUGUCCAGAAAAAUUUGCAAAACAUAAAAGAUUUCUAGGUCACUCGGCCCAUGUGACUAAUAUUCGCUUUACAAGUGGAGACAGAUACGUUGUCAGUGCAGGUGGAGAUGAUAGCAGCAUAUUUGUCUGGAAAUGUGUACAUAUGCCUCACUGAGAGUCAUGAAGAACUUUUUAAAGAGUACACUGCAUGAAGUAAGAGGAGUAAAUGCCCCACAGUUGCAAAGAGACAUUCUCCAGUGCCCUGCAUGCUUCAAGAAAUGGUGCUGAUAAAAGACAGGCAAUCAGCUGUCGGACUGACUUGCGUGUACAAGAGGAAUGGACUACUUCAAAUGUACCGAGUCUAGUCAUAUUACUACAGUAUCAGAUAACCUACAUUUGUUUCCCACUCACUGCCAGAUGCUGAAACAUAUGGAUAAGAGGAAGCAAGGUUCUGUACAGUCUCCUUGUAAGAUCAUGGAUUUCAAAUCAAGAGAUGUUAUUACUGACCUAAUGCUGUACAUCGAUGUGUUUACUUUCAGCAUGAAUGUUUAAGUACUGAGUACUGACUCUUGCUAAAAUAGAAGACUCCUUAUUUUAUUACUGAAAGGAAAACCACCUUACAGCUCUUAAUUUUUUAAACAAAAAUGGAUGAAGUUAAUAUAAAAGAUAGAAAUGACCUAACAAAAGCUUUGUCUAGUUCAGCAAAAGAGAACACCUCCCAAGAGUUAUAUUUGUUCCUAGGACUUGCAGAAUUCUAUUGGUUUUAAGGCCUGGGUUGUCGUCAUGUCUGGUGAAUGCUAGGAGACAUGCAUGAACCCGUUCUUCAAGGCUAAUUUAGUGUUUUUGAAUUACUCAAGCAUUAAAUUAGUUCUGUGAGCAGAAUGAAAUUUGCUCACAUUGUGAGUGCCUUGCCCACAACCUAAAAGUCUAACUCCGUUUUUUGCCUUGUGAAUAAAAGUGUUAUCAAUGAAAGAGAAAUUGCUGUGUUUGCUUACAGUGUUGUACUAGAAAUGGGAAAUAGGCUGUUCAUUUUACUGUUCAUAUAUUGAUGAAACUUUAAGUUGUCACCAGAAGCAAAAAAAAAAAAAUCAAAUCACAGCAAUAGAAAUUGUUCUGUGCAUUUUCACAUUAUCACUUGGUAAAAUCGAAGUGACCGUAAAUCAAAUGUAUCAUACAAGUUGCUUCUUUAAUUUUUAUACAAGAAUAAGACUAGUUGAAUCUCUUGCUCUCUAGCUGAAAUCAUAAAGCCACAUAUAUACAAGCACUCACAGGUUCCACCUAAGAAUGAAGAUAUUUGAAAGCAACUGUAUAUUAGUCUAAUAACACAUGUUUACUAGUUAGAUUUUUGACAUGCAAGUGCCUGUAUGUUUCACUCAUUUCUAACAUCAAAAUUGUAACUUCACCAUAACUGUACAUGUUGAUAAUAUUGGGAUUUACUCCUUAGUAGAAUAUUCUAAAUGGAAGAUUUCAGGUGACUCUUAUUUCUGUAACUAUAGAGUUAGAAGAGGAAAGGAUGGGCGUUGUUGUUCAAGUAGGCCAAUGCUGUGCUCUUGAAAACUUCAUUGAAAACAGUGCCACAGUUGCUUUUAAGACUCAAAAAUCUUUCAAGAGUUGGUUUGGGUUCUGGGACUCCCUAUCUAUUUUUCAGCCCUCCAGUCCAAAAGGCAUGAUAAGAACAGGUUAAUUACCUAUAACUGUGAUUCUUGGACUUGUUAUCUGUGGCUGUGCAGUGCAUCCCUUGAACCCAGAGAACUGCAAGAUGUGUUUUGGCAGCAGCUUCCUCCCAACAUGAUCAGUGUGUUGCUAUCAAAACCCACAGUUCCUGGACACAGAAGUAGCAGCCAAGAAGUCAUGGAGAGCCAAUAUUAAGGGGAUGAUGGCUGGAUUUGUGUGAAUUCAUAUAUGACAACUUGAGUCAGUUACAGGUGAGCAACUGUUCUUCUUCAAGAUUUCUGUGAUGCACACUAAUGGGAGACUAACAAUCUACUCACUACAGGAAGUGUUAGUGCCAUGUAACACAGGAGAAGAGAACAGCCCUACCAAAAGCAGUGUCAGUCUGACCUUGUAUCUAAUCUGUAAUGCAAUGUGACGAUCAAAGAGUGGAACCAUGUUGUGGCUCUGCAGAUGUCAUGAAGUGGGAUUCUCUUCAAGAAGACAGUUGAGGCCACUGCUUUGAGAAGAUAUAAGUGCUCUUCUCCAAGCAUCCAGUGACUCAUCACUUGAGUCAGAGGUUCUUUCUCAGCAAGAGUAUAGGCUAAACAAAGAGUUGUCUGCAACUCACUUAGAAAAACACUGUACAGAGACUGGUAGAUCCUUCUGGGCAGCCCAGAAGUAGAGGAAAAGUUUCUGAGAUUUAUGGAAAGAAGCUAUCCGAUUGACAUAGAACUUUAAUGCUCAACGCAUAUCAAGGUAGUGAAGAAAAUAUUCAAGGUCCAAAGUGGAGUUCUGUAUGAAUGCUGGAAGUACAAUCUCCGGAUUGAUGUGAAAAGCUGACAUGGGAAGGAACCUUUAUGCAAGUGGUCAACCAAUUGGACACAGAGUUCACCUGCCCUCCUUGCACAAGUUAAAGUCACUAAGAUGGAUAUCUUCCUGGUAGGUAUCGGAUCACAGGAGGCCAUGAGUUCAAAGGGCUUCCUUGACAACCAAUUCAAGGCUUCAGUGAGCCAUACGGUCUGCUGCAGAGGGAUGUAGAUUCCUAUAUCCCCAUAAAAAUCUCUUGACCAGGAGGUGUAUGAAACUGGAAUACUUGCCAACAUUCUGUAGACUCCAGGAGAUUGUUGACAGCAUCUAAUAGAUGAAAGAGAAAGACUUGUCUGAUAAGGAAAAAGUCUAGCACGUGGUUCAUCCACACUUCAUCCAGAGAUGCACUGAGAUGCUAUAAAGGCAAGAAAUGUGUUCCAUUUAUAAGUACAUUAAGUGGAAAGCUUGUGCACUGCAUCAAGAACACAUCAGGCAGAAGCUGGCAGAGAGACGACAGAAAGACUCCAAGUAGGAUACCUUAUUCUGCCUUCAUGAAUGGUGAGGAGAUCUGGGCAAAGUGGCAGUCUUGAGGAAUUCUUCCUAGACACAUACCAGCUUUUCUUUUCCUCAUCUUCUAUUUUUUGUGGAGUUUUAAUAUUGCACCAUGAAUUAAUUCCUGUUUUUACUAAUUUGCCAUACAUGUACAUAAAUUGAAUUGUCUGGACUUCUGCGAGUAGAUCCAUGGAUGGAUUCAGAGAAAUUGUUUUCACUUUGUGAAGAAUCUUUGCACAUAGGAUCUCUGGAGCUAUCUAAAGAAUGCUACUAAACCUUUAAAGAUUUCACAGGCAAUACAUUUCAGACAGGAUAUCAAAUUUAGCAUAGAAUGAUGGGUUUACCGAUCCUUUGAUUGGCUACUAUUUUUCAACUAAAAGGUGCCACCAGACUAAUCUAUCCCAUACCACAGCAUCUAACUAUUAUUGUUCCAAAAUGAGAGAGAUCCUUUUUGAGAGUUGGUUUCUAUCAUCACAUCAGCCAUCAUUGUUAAAAUUAAUUCUGAGCUUUUUUCUGCCUUAGUAAUAGCCAAGUUGCAUUCCAACUUCAUCAGUCCUGAGUGCUAUAAUUAUUUACAUGGCCCAAGCCAAGUUAUUCUUGAUCAGUAAACUCUUAACAUAAUGUAUGAGCUCUUAAACAAAGCAGAGUUCAUUCAGGAAAAGAACUGGGCAGAAACAAGACCACCUUUUUUGUUACAAAGAUUUUCAACUUUGUAAGCACCACAACCUUUUAGAGCUUGCAGUUGUAAUAUUUCCCAAAAAAUAAUUUGCUAACUAUUGUCUCAAAAAGAAAAAAAGUGUGUGAGUGGGGAAGGUUUAGAUGUUCACACAUCAUUGCACUCAGUCCUAAUGAGCUGUUUUCACCUUAUUUUUUCAAAUACAGUAGAGUCUCACUUAUCCAACAUAAACGGGCCGGCAGAACGCUGGAUAAGCGAAUAUGUUGGAUAAUAAGGAGAGAUUAAGGAGAAGCCUAUUAAAUAUCAAAUUAGGUUAUGAUUUUACAAAUUAAGCACCAAAACAUCAUGUUUUACAACAAAUCUGGCAGAAAAAGUAGUUCAAUACACAGUAAUGCUAUGUAGCAAUUACUGUAUUUACGAAUUUCGCACCAAAAUAUCAUGAUAUAUUGAAAACUUCGACUAUAAAAAUGCGCUGGAUAAUCCAGAAUGUUGGAUAAGUGAGUGUUGUAUAAGUGAAACUCUACUGUAAUACACUUCCAAAAUACAAAUGUUCACCCAAAUCCUCUCCCCACCAAAACAAAGUUUUAGGAGUAACAAGUACACAUUAUUCAUUAUGCUCAAAGCAUCUAAUAAUACCAGUCAUGCCAUUUUUAACAGUAGCAAUGUUGAUAAUGCUGUCACCCCAAACCUCUAAUGCAUUGCAAGUACUUGUUACUUGUAAAAGGUUACUUCUGAGUACUAGAACCUUCCCGACUGAAAACAGGCAGCCUCUCUUCCUCCUCCUUUAGUUUGCAAAUUCCCUAGCCAUUAUGCCCCUUUAAAUCCUGUUUCAAGCUCCCAAGAAACAAGGCUGAUGGAUGAUCAGGCAAAAGCAGGAGACUCCUUACUGUAAAAAUAGUUAGCUUCCCCUGUAAUGAAAACCAGUAAUUUUAAAAGAACUGUUCCUGAUGACUUUUUAAAAUAUGAAUUUAAUGUGUUGAGCAUAACAUUUUUCCUGGGAGACAUGAAUACUAAUUCCAGGAUUGUAGUCUAGUGUGAUCAUGAAUUAUAGUCUGAGGUGGCCAUGAAGACAACAUAAUAUCCUGGGAAUUCGGUAAUUUUUAAAAUCCAAACCAAAACCCUGAAUGCAUGAGAUUUUUUGAAAAGCUCUAUGACCUUCGGGUUGCAUUUUUUAUGAAAAAAGUGUUGGUGUCAUCAAUUAUCUUCACAGUAGUGAGCCUGCUUUUCAUUUUAAAGCAAAUAUCCCAUUAAGUUGUGAAUUUAAGGCAUUGAAGCAGUUGUGAGAAACUGAAUAAAAUAAAUUCAAAGCUUCCUUUAUCUGUGGAUUACUGAACCUUGGCUAGGAAAAUGUUUAUUUGUAAACAAGAUAACAUUUCAGGUGCUAUCCGUAUAAAUGUGGCUUAGGGUGAACCUGCUGUCUGCAUCCUUUUAACAUUGAACUGGCAUACUCUUCUGAUAGUAGUUGUUUGUUUGUGUGCAUGUGUUGUUUAUAUGUGAACAUAUGUAUAUUUGGUUUUUAGAUUUGCCUUAAUAUUUUCACUAAUGGAAUAAUGUUUUAGCUACAAUCUUAAACCAUUCAAUAGCAUUUCAUGUGUUGGUCCAAAAAAGUAAGAGGAUAAAGAAAGGAGGGGUAUCUUCAGAUUGAAUAAAUCUGCUUUUGCAUGCAGAACAGAAAAUAAGUACAACAUCAGAUAUACAGCAUGAAAUUGUGUGUCUCUUUUGGCUAUCAGGUUCACAUGAUCUAUGUGAUGGCAAGAGAUUUUAUAAACCUUUUAUCUUCUUGCCUGCUAGGGGUAUGGAAGCUACCAAGUUCCUAGGUGAUAGGCUGGAAAUGGUAAUCUAUACAAGACUGAUAGAUGUUCUUAUGUUAUAUAAUGAAAUGUGUAAUAAGGCAUCUUACAAGUGGGUUACAAAGAAACAGGUUGUAACCUUUCUUUACUGCUGGUGAUGCCUAAACAUUUGCAUUGGUGCUAUCCCCACAUUUCUCUUGAAAUACGGUAUACUGAAAGCAACUUAAAUUGCUUCCCCAUAGAUACAUUUUGGAUCAGGAUGAAAGGUGCUGGGGAAUACAAUUACAUCAAAAAAGAUUUGACAGGUUUGUCUGAUUUUAGAUAAUUGUGGGAGGAGAGAAUAUGAAUGUGGCCCAUAUUGCACUCUGCCUUCUAAUCUUUGUAAGAAUGCAUUUUAGGCUAAGUCAGGUGCCAAGGUAGACUGCUCAAUCUCACUUGUUCCACAAAGGGCUCAACUUUGCCCAAAUACUGUGAAAAUCAGUAACAGAUGGAACAAUACAGGCUUUUCUCCUGGAGAUCUCUGCAAAAAAAAAAAAAGUCAAUGGCAUAUUAUCCUUCGAGAAAAAUGAACAAUUUCUUGACUUUUGACAGUCAUUCUGUCAUAGGUAUAGAAGGAGCACAGCUAUGAAAACUAUUUGAAGAUUCUGUUUCUAAAACUUACCACAAACAGAAGGUUUCAUUAGCGGAAAAACACUUUCUGUUUGUUAAGGUUUCUUAUUUUUAAAAAGCAAUUUUUUAAACUUUCAGUCUGUCUUAUUACAGUUCUUUGAGUUUACAAUUUCAGUAUGAAGUAUCAGUCAGACAAUCAUCCUUGCUUUGACCAAAAAAGAAAACUAACCCAUCCAAUUAACCCAAAGGUGUAUGUUAAUUCAAUCUGAUAAAGCCUGUGUAUUCCAUUUUUUGCUAUUAUAAAGAGUUAAUCCCUGUGAUCAAACAAAAUCUUUAUAAUUUGUUUUUCUUUAUAGAUGUAUAUCAGUUAAGCCUUUUUGCAUAAAUUAAUUUAUUUUAAAAAUAACCAAUAAUGAAUUUUAUAGACAUUAUCUGCAACCUUAAAGAUUUCAAAGUAAUUUCCUGAAAUGUUAAAUUUCAGAAUUUAAGAAUAUAUUUGUCAAAUGCGUGCUUAAAACAUGGAGCUAAUUUUAUCUUCUCACAUCCUAAUGUAAAUAUUUGUACAGCAUAUUCUUUUGUAUAUUUUUGUGAAAUUGUAGAUCCCCAAAGAUUCAAAGGAUUUAAUAAAAAAUAUGUUACAGCUUAAA
Molecule: messenger RNA, 12982 nt
Organism: Anolis carolinensis (green anole)
Lineage: Eukaryota; Metazoa; Chordata; Lepidosauria; Squamata; Anolidae
Gene: eml5
Product: EMAP like 5
Exons: 43
Coding region: 499-6423 (1974 amino acids)
Molecular function (GO): microtubule binding
Source: RefSeq, a predicted model, not a curated record